Camelina sativa (false flax) is the source of this 2526-nucleotide messenger RNA. RefSeq lists its product as uncharacterized. Gene Ontology annotation, cellular component: SAGA complex. Lineage: Eukaryota; Viridiplantae; Streptophyta; Magnoliopsida; Brassicales; Brassicaceae. Gene Ontology annotation, molecular function: transcription coactivator activity. Gene Ontology annotation, biological process: regulation of transcription by RNA polymerase II. The record is from RefSeq and is a predicted model, not a curated record.
ACCCAAUAAGCACAUAAGCAGCGAUCGAAGCUAAAUAAUAAAACACACAGAAGAGCGAAAGCUCUCUCAGACAUUCAAAUCUGAAAGCAAUACUAAAACACAAGUCACGAAGAUUGAAUCGGAGGAGAAGCAGAAGCAGUAUUACUAAAGAAAUCGUUGGGCUCAAAAAAAUCCCAAACACUUGGUUUUUUCGGGCUUUUUGGGUCCCGCUUCUCAUUGCCCCGCUUCCCUUUCAUCUUCAAUUCGAAAUUAGAAUCUGUUGCUCUGUUCUCUCAAAGCUUCAAUCAUUUAUCCAAACUCCUCCCACUGAUCUCGAUUUGCUCCUACUGAAAAAUUUCGAGAAUUCUCUCAACUUCAUAGCAUCCGAAUUGGGCGUGAAUUAAAACAAUAAUGCUGGGUUUUUUUCUGCUCUGAUUCAGUUUCUUCUUCUUACCCUCUCGUGAAGUUUAGUUGGUGAUUGGUCCUUUCUUAUGGAUUGAUUUGGUAUCUCCAAGCUAGGGUUUUCUUAAUCUAUUUUGAUACUGAAUCAGCAGCCAAGGUUGAAUUUUGAGGUUCUUGGCCUAGUGUAAGCUGAUUAGUAAUAAUGACCCCUAGGGUUUUGGAUUUGGGGAGAUGAGAUUUGGCGCUUUUUGCAUUUCUACUCCUCCUAGAAUUUCAAGCUUCUGCUUGAGUUCUUGAAAUGCUCUUGGAUUUGAGUUUGAGGAUAAAUAAUAAUACGUUGAUGAGUUGGGGUUGUUUGUGUGAAGGAUAACUAAAAGCUGAGAGGGUGCAUUUAUUUUGUUGUGCACUCCCUCUGACUCUGUCGUCUAGUUUCGUUUUAUUAGAAGAAGAAGAAGAAGCAGAAAGAAGUAUGCAGCGGUUUCAAGAUCCUAGGAUUGAUCUAGCUGAGCUGAAACUGCAAGUUGUGAAGAAGAUUGGGGUUGAAAGAUCUAGAAGGUAUUUUUACUACUUGGGCAGGUUUCUGAGUCAGAAGCUUACUAAGAGUGAGUUUGAUAAGUCAUGUUGCCGUCUUUUGGGGAGGGAGAAUCUUUCUCUACACAACAAGUUGAUUCGUUCCAUCUUGAGAAAUGCAUCUCUGGCUAAAUCCCCACCUCCACUUCACCAAACUGGUCACCCUAACAAGUCUUUGGUGGUUGGGAAAGAGGAUGGACCUGAACAAAGCGGAUCUCUGAUCCCUAACCAUAAUAGGAAUGAUCAUGUUUGGUCUAAUGGGGUGUUAGCAGACAAGGUUAGGUCUGGAAUAUGUGACAAGGAUAGGCCUAGUCCACUUGGCUUAAACGGAAAGGUUGAAAGUCUGUUGCAUCAGCCACUUUGUAGAGAAGACAAAAGCGGUCCUUUUGAUUAUCAAAGAUCAAGUCGAUACGGUGAUGAAAGAGACGGUGCAUUUCUUUGUCCUGCUGACAAAAUGAGGGUAGCAGAUAAGGGUCAGGUUGCAGCUACAUUUAGCAGAGAUGAUAAAGCUCAAGAGGAUCAAGGUAGAUUGAAUCUUUCCAUGUGUCCUGUGAUUGCACCUCUAGGGAUUCCAUUUUGCUCGGCUAGUAUCGGUGGGUCUCGCAGAACAGUUCCAAAUUCGACCAGCGCAGAUGUUAGCAGUUGCUAUGACAGUGGUGGACUGUCAGACACAGAGAUGCUGAGAAAGCGGAUGGAGAAUAUUGCAGUAGCACAGGAUCUUGGAGGGGUUUCAACAGAGUGUUCUAGUAUGUUAAAUAACAUGUUGGACGUUUACCUGAAGAAACUGGUGAAAUCGUGCCUUGAUUUGGCUGGAGCUAGGUCCAUGAAUGGAACGCUCGGAAAACAAAGUUUAGACAAACAGCAGAUCCGAGACAAGAUUGUAAAUGGGGUGCACAUACAAACUAGCAACCAACCAUCUGACAUAACUCAAGAACAAGUUUCAGUGUCUUUGCUUGAUUUUAGAGUUGCAAUGGAGCUAAAUCCGCAUCAACUUGGUGAAGACUGGCCGUUGCUACGGGAGAGGAUUUCCAUGUGUUCAUUCGAGGAACGAGAAGGGGUGUGAAAGAAAAUGUUUGGUAUGUUGGACACUGCAAUUUGUCUGAGUAAGCUCUCUGGUCCAAUAACUGGCCACUGAUUUUGGUAGCAAACCGAUUCUUAAGCUACGCAUCCUCUGAUGGACCUCUGAUGGCUGAGCGACACACAACUAUGUCCUGCAGCUGCGGACUCGGGGCAGGUUAGUAGAUAUAUACAAAAGAAGCUAAGCCUGAAGAACCGCAUUUGAAUAUAUGUGUUGUUGGAAGAUCAAAAGUAAUUUGGUCAUCCCAGUGAGUUUCAAGCUUGGUGUGUAACACGCAGGCCGCUAAGGGAAUCAAGAGAAAGUUUUGGCCGAGAAACUGUGGGUUUUAGGAAGGAAGAUACAAACAAUCAUGUAAUUGCUGCAGUAUUGCUCUCUGUAUGUAACAUAGUCUUAGAGUUGUUUUAGAAUUCAUAUCUUGAGGACACAUUGACAUCACUUUUACAUUUACAUUACAUUUUUGUUUUAUCAUUUCAAUGAAAAAGAAAAUUUCAAAUUCA